CCUAUCUCCGGAUCACAGGCUGGACCAUAGUGCGCAUGCGCUAGCCGCUCCGCUCCCCGCCAUCUUUACUGCAUGCUUUGUUCAUUCUGGAGCUAACAGGGUCGACUAAAUCACAUUUACACCCCGAUAUAACCCUCUGAAACCCGCAGCGCGUUGAUCCACGACGGUCGUGGACUUGUACCCGGGGUUCAGUCGGUUUCGUGGUUUCCAGUGAGUGAGAGAAGAUGGACGACGAGCAGCCCAAGACCUUGUAUGUGGGGAACCUGUGCAGGGACGUGACGGAGGCCCUGAUCGUGGAGGUCUUCGGACAGAUCGGACCCUGCAAGAGCUGUAAAAUGAUAGCAGAUAUGGCGGGGAAUGACCCAUACUGCUUUGUGGAGUUCUAUGAGCAUAAACACGCCAUUGCCGCACUCACGGCCAUGAACGGGCGGAAAAUCAUGGGGAAGGAGGUCAAGGUGAACUGGGCGACCACCCCGAGUAACCAGAAGAAAGACACAAGCAAUCACUUCCAUGUGUUUGUUGGAGAUCUAAGCCCUGAAAUCACCACAGACGACAUACGAGCAGCAUUUGCUCCGUUUGGCAGAAUAUCUGAUGCCAGAGUGGUCAAAGAUAUGAAUACAGGCAACUCCAAAGGCUAUGGCUUUGUCUCUUUCUUCAAUAAAUGGGACGCGGAGAACGCCAUACAGCAGAUGGGAGGCCAGUGGCUCGGCGGGAGGCAGAUCAGGACCAACUGGGCCACCAGGAAGCCUGCUGCUCCCAAGGCCAGCCACGAAUCCAACACCAAGCACCUCUCGUUCGAAGAGGUGGUGAACCAGUCCAGUCUGAGUAACUGCACCGUGUACUGUGGAGGGGUGACCACCGGCCUCACAGAGGACACCAUGAAACAGACCUUCGGGCCCUUUGGUCAGAUCAUGGAGAUCCGGGUUUUCCCAGACAAAGGCUACUCCUUCGUACGGUUCAACUCCCACGAAGAGGCGGCCCACGCCAUAGUGUCUGUGAACGGCACGUCCGUGGAGGGCUACGUGGUCAAGUGCUACUGGGGAAAGGAGACCCCCGACAUGAUGAGCAGCCCCAUGCAGCAGAAGAACAAGGUGGGCUUCCCAGUGCAGCAGUACGGCGGGGUUGGGGGCCAGUGGGGCCAGUGGUACGGCAACACCCAGCAGGUGGGCCAGCAGGUGGGCCAGUACGUUGCCAGCGGCUGGCAGAUGCCCUCCUACGGGGUCUACGGACAGCCCUGGAACCAGCAGGGCUACAGCGGUCUGCACGCAGGCGCUGGCUGGACUGGCGUGGGCGCUGUGAGUGACGCCGGCAUGGGCGAACCGGGACAAGGAAUGAACGGAGCGGUUUUAGCCAAUCAGACGGGCAUGAGCACGGCCGGCUACCACCCACACUGAUGGGCGGCCCAGAGAGCGUGGCCGCCAUCACCUGGAUGCUACCUGAAGAUGCAAUACUGAGGACAAAGAGGGGCGGGGUUGUACGUGUGCUCCAUCAUUACAGCACACGUGAUUAUUAAUCUAUAAUGGGGAGGGGGGGGAAGGGGCGUAGGCCAGCUCAUACACUUACACAAGUCUGUACAUUUUAGGUGGAUGAAAGGUGUGUGUGUGUGUGUGUGUGUGUGUGUGUGUGUGUGUGUGUGUGUGUGUGUGUGUGUGUGUGUGUGUGUGUGUGUGUGUGUGUGUGUGUGUGUGUGUGUGUGUGUGUGUGUGUGUGUGUGUGUGUGUUGAAAUUCUAUUAACAAGAAAAAUGCCCGCUCAUGUUGGACCCAAGAAAGGUCUACAGCGUUUUUAUUUUGUUACUGAUAAAGAUAUUAGGAGUUACUUCUGUUUGUCAGGUUGGAUUUCACAUAUUAGGUUCGACAAUUUCGUGUUUUGUCAAAUUUAAGAAUAAAUAUAAGCAAUGCUACAAUGGAAUGACAUGAAACAAGAUAUUUUUGUUCAGGAAAGAUGGAUGAAAUGAAAGUCCUAUUUUUCUUAUUCGAUUUUCAAAUGACUUGCAGGGACUUCUGCCGUGGUUCUUACGUUAAAAGGCAGACAAAACGUUGCACAAAUUAUAUGACUCUUGCUUACUUUUACAGGACAAUUAGCUGUUGCAAAUUCAGGAUCUACCCUAAUCCUUUUGCAUUCCUUUCACCUUUCUCUAAAUAUCGCUGUUAUUUAACACAAACGUGACUCAGUCUUUCGGUUCUACUGAAGCUGGAUCGACAUUUUGACAAAUGUUUCAAGAAAGCUUGCCUACUCUUUGACGAAAGGGUUGAUGUUAAUGCAGUUUGUGUUUAAUGUGAGAUUGUAUAAAUGUCACCAGGAGAUGUUUUGUCCACAUUUGUUGUACAUUUAGGGCAGGGGGCAGGGUGGCAUUAGAUACAGUGCCAAGUGUCCCCAAUGGAAAAUUACAUUGCUUUGGUUAUUUUAUGUAUUGAAGUGCACUUUCAUGACCCGUAUUAAUGAAAAGGAUUACAUUUUGUGUGCAUUGAGCCCCCAUUUUGUUUUAGAUGUAAUUUGAAGAUCGAUUUAUUUUCUUUUUUUAUAUAUAAUCAUCAAAAAACAAUGCAGUGCCUGAGAAUUAUUUCAGAUUUCUUCCUUUGACAACAGAAACCAUAUCAGUACCACAUAGGUUCUGCUUUGUUCCAUUAAAAUAUCGAUGCUUAA
Molecule: messenger RNA, 2645 nt
Organism: Gadus macrocephalus (Pacific cod)
Lineage: Eukaryota; Metazoa; Chordata; Actinopteri; Gadiformes; Gadidae
Product: cytotoxic granule associated RNA binding protein TIA1-like
Exons: 12
Coding region: 225-1394 (389 amino acids)
Cellular component (GO): cytosol
Molecular function (GO): mRNA binding
Source: RefSeq, a predicted model, not a curated record